AUGUCCAGAGCCCUGGGUUCAGAGAGCAGACAGCGGGAGCCGGUGGUGCGUGUGUUCAGUGCCGUGACGGGGGAGACCCUCUCAGUCUUGGGCACUGUGUUUCUCCUGAGUACGUCUGUGGCCAGGCUCAUGACCCUGGUGUCCCAGCAGUGUGGGCUUCCCGUCAGCUCCUUCAGACUGAGCUCUCCCACCGGCCUGCAACUCUGCGACUGCAACCGGCUGCACGACUACGCCAUUGACCUUGGCGCUACUCUACGGUUGGACACCUGGGAUGGGUGGGCGGAGUUCCUCAGAGGCUGCUUCCUGGGACACAGACUGACCGUCCAACGACACCUGUCUAGAGAGAGACCUGUGAUGAGGUUCCAGCUCCGGGUGGCACUCUACAUCGCUGCUUCUAUGGGCCACCUGGACCUGGCCGGCUGGCUGCUGGAGAGGGGGGUGCGUGUCAUUGAGCCGGUGGGGGUUCACCCUUACCGUGAGUGGUGCCACCAGACGGCCCACCCCGACGUCGCCAAGUGUCCCGCUGUCGCCUCCAUCGAGCGCGGCCAGCUCACCAUCCUCAAACUCUUUAUCGCCAGCAGCGUUCUGACCCUUGCCUGUCGGGAUCCCCACGGUCGUGACCCCCUGAGGAUCACCCUUCAGUACAGCCACAGGGAGUGUGUGAGUCACCUGGCCACCAAGCUGUGCUCUGUGGUGGUCCUCCCAGGUAUGGCCCUGCCCAUGCGGACAUACCUCCAGAUAAAGGGCUGGGUUAGGCUGGGGCAGAGGAGGGCAGCAUCCAGGCACUGCAUGGGCCUCAACAGGGCUCCGUUCAGGACCAGGGUGGGCGACACGGUCCUGGUAGACGGCUUCACCUUCCCCAAGAUGUCCUCCAAGCCCAGGAGGAGUGAGGCCAAGGCGGGUAUCAGGGUGAUGUCCACAGCCUCUCGACGUUUGACCCCCAUCAACUGCCCAUCUCAUGUAUCCUGCCCGCUCCGUGCCCUGGCAUCCCAGGAUUAACCUCUUCAACUACCGAAGCUACACCCUGUGGCCACGAGCGAUGAAAGAGAGAAGAAGAGGGGAUGUGGAAGGAAGGAAUGUGAGGAGGAUGAGAUUGGGGAUCAGAACAGCAACCAAUGGAGGAGCAGAGUUCCGCUACCGCCCAUUUCCA
Molecule: messenger RNA, 1150 nt
Organism: Oncorhynchus gorbuscha (pink salmon)
Lineage: Eukaryota; Metazoa; Chordata; Actinopteri; Salmoniformes; Salmonidae
Product: protein ANKUB1-like
Exons: 4
Coding region: 1-999 (332 amino acids)
Source: RefSeq, a predicted model, not a curated record